UCCGGAAGCCAUAGACAUGUGUACAUGCUGGUAGUAUGUGCUCUUCCUCAACAGUUCACUCACAUUAGCUCACUGUUUUUAACAGUGUACCGCUUUUCUGUCUCUUUUUAUUUUUUUGUAGUACGAUGCUUCCCGCAGCUGCAAUUUUUCAUUUCCCCUGGGAAAUAAACUCAGUGAAGGAAGGAGGUUCAGUGAGAACAUACGGCAGGCUUGUCUGCUAUCAGCCUGAGGAGUCCAGGGCUACACUGUCAGCUCAGCAUGCUUCAAAAGAGCACCAUGUGGUUGUCCACACGUUGUUUGUGGAGCCAUUUAACCCAAUAAUUGGGGCUCAGUACAUAGUUCUGGGUGAGACAGAAAAUACUGAGGGGAUUGGUGUGAUGGUUCGUGCCCGUGUGCUGAACUGUGUUGAUGGUGUAAACAUCGCCCUUCUACAGAAAGCCAUCAAUGAGCAGAGGAGCUUCUUCAGGGAGAGGGAAUGUAAGCAGGGUAAACCUGCAUAGCCUGCAGAUGCAACCUGAGCAGCAUCUUCAUUCAUCAAGUUUCCCAGAGUGUUGGUUGAUUGUCAGGACUCCAGCUCUGGCUCUUAAGCUGUUUGCCAAGGUGCACUGGAGUGCUGUUAUGUGAGCUCCAGUGAACUUAAAGACUGUUUGGUUAAGUGUUAAGUGUCUGGCCAUAACUGCACUUUAUCAGGGGUUUGACAAUUAAAAACCCAAAUUAAAGGACUGAUUAUGGAGGUUUCAAGUUCGGUCACUGAUGAACCAAGCAGAUGUUUAUGGAUCCAUGAUUUAUGAAUAUGAUGCCUUUUUUUGUUAUAUCUCUCAAAAUUCUGACAUCUGACAGACAUCCAUUUCAUAUGAUGAAAGUUACCAGUCUUAACAUUCUUGAUAUAACUUUAUGGUGUUCUAUCAUUCAAAAAGACUUUUUACAAGUAUUGUUACAGUAACUAUGUCAUGUAUGUGUUUAAAAUGGCAAAGAUUGCUUGCAAAGGUAUAAAUGCGAAAAUACUCCUGUUGAGCACUAUGCACGGAUCAGACUGUUAUAAAGAUGACUCUUAGGUUACCUAUUGGAUACUUUUUAGCAGCUAGGUAUAGUCUGGGCUGUUAGACCAGGACGUGCACUAUGACCCCAUGUUGUAACAAUAUUAAUAUUAAAAUCAAUAAAGCACUAAAAUGCACGUUGUCAUCUCAA
Molecule: messenger RNA, 1188 nt
Organism: Lates calcarifer (barramundi perch)
Lineage: Eukaryota; Metazoa; Chordata; Actinopteri; Centropomidae
Gene: ten1
Product: TEN1 subunit of CST complex
Exons: 3
Coding region: 126-500 (124 amino acids)
Biological process (GO): negative regulation of telomere maintenance via telomerase
Cellular component (GO): CST complex
Molecular function (GO): telomerase inhibitor activity; telomeric repeat DNA binding; single-stranded DNA binding
Source: RefSeq, a predicted model, not a curated record